Megachile rotundata (alfalfa leafcutting bee) is the source of this 1819-nucleotide messenger RNA. Its product is annotated as rRNA N(6)-adenosine-methyltransferase ZCCHC4. Gene Ontology annotation, biological process: rRNA methylation. Gene Ontology annotation, cellular component: cytoplasm; nucleolus. The record is from RefSeq and is a predicted model, not a curated record. Gene Ontology annotation, molecular function: zinc ion binding; nucleic acid binding; rRNA (adenine-N6-)-methyltransferase activity. NCBI's taxonomy places the organism in Eukaryota, Metazoa, Arthropoda, Insecta, Hymenoptera, Megachilidae.
CACGUGAAGCGACAUAUAAACAUUUCACACGUGAUGUGUGAGGUGUUUAGUUUCACAAAUUAAUAGAUUAUCAAAUGGAAAAUAGUAAACUUUAAUAACGUUUAUAAAUAACAAAUGAUAACGUAGCUAAUUAGAGUAUAUUUUAUUUGCUAUUUAACAUGGAGUGUUUUUGGUCUGAUCCUAGCACACAUCCUCAGUGUCCACAUGGGCCGACUUUAUUAUUUGGUAAAUAUGAAAAUGGUGAAUUGAAAAAGUUUUAUGUGUGCUCAGCAUGCCGUGAAAGAAAAGAUUGCACAUUUUAUUUAAAAGAAGGGGACCAAUUGCAAAACCAGGAAAAAAUUAAAUGGGAGCAAAAAAGAAAACAGUAUGCUUCUCAAUAUCAUCACAGGUCAUUAUAUAUACGCUUUAAUGAAGUAAUAGCUGUACCGCCAGAAAGAAGGUGUUAUUGUUAUACCUGUGAAUUGUUAAUAUGUAAGAGUGAAGAAGACAAACAUAAAGAUCAUGAAAUAAAGGAAGGUCUUACAGACUAUGAAAUGAAGCAUCCUACAGAAAUUUUAAAACCUUUAACAAACUCUAGACAAGAAGCUCAAUAUUUUUUCACAAAGAAAUCGACAGAGGAUAUUGUAAAUAUACUUGUAAAGCUUGAUGCAAAGCAAGUUCUAUGUAUUUGUUCACCAAAAAUCCAUGAAUAUAUUUUAGAAAAAUAUGAGGAUAGAAUAUCUUCUCUUUUAUUAGAUUUUGAUGGAAGAUUUCACAACUUUUUUGGACCAUUAAGUUACUGUUGGUAUAAUUUAUUGAACAACCAUUUUUUUGAUAAAAAUGCUAAUUAUGUUUUCAAAGAUUUUAUUAUGCAAAAUGGAGGAAAGGACACAUAUGUAGUAUGUGAUCCACCAUUUGGUAGUAGGGUAGAACCAAUAUCAUGGACUCUGAAAAGGAUAUCUGACCUCCACAAAAAAUGGAAUAACAUAGAAAAUGAAACUGAUUGCUUAAAAAUUAUGUUCAUAUUUCCAUACUACAUGGAAUCCAUUAUGAAACAAAAGAGUAAUCCAGUGGAUCUAUCUGGUGGUUUAAAAGAUUUGCAAAUGUCAGAUUACAAAGUAUCUUAUGAGAAUCAUCCUUUAUUUGUAACAAGUUCUAAAGCCUCAAAGAAAUCAUCACCUAUCAGACUUUUUACAAAUGUGCCAUUGCAUUUAAUAGAACUUCCUGAAUCAGAUGGAUACAAAUAUUGUAAGAAAUGUAAAAAGUGGGUUGCCCAAGAAAACAAACAUUGUAAGAAAUGUAAAGAAUGUACUUCCAAAAACGGUUUGACAUACGAACAUUGUAAUAAAUGCAAACGGUGCGUAAAACCGUCUUGGAAACAUUGUGAAACUUGUGAAAGAUGUGCUGCAGUGAAGCACGCAUGUGGUCAGAAACCAAAAGUUACAGGGAAAUGUUUUAAAUGUGGCCAAUUGGGGCAUGUUGCAAACGACUGUGAUACCAAUCAAGAUGAUUCAGUAGAUGAAAAGAAAACUAAAAAAAUUCGAAAACGUAAAGCCAAUAGUGAAAAAGAUGUAGUGGGUAACAAAAAGAAGAGAAAACUAAAUUCAAAUAAACAUGAUGCAAAAGGAAAGAAACUACUUGACAAAACAUUGGAAAGUCAAGGAAAAAAUAACGAAAGAAAAAAGAAAAAGACCACCCCAGAACUUAAAGUAAAAACUGUACAGAAAUCUAAACUGUCAAAAAUACAUAAAAAGAAGAAAUUAAACGCUCAAUCAAACGGGAUUAUGAAUGUAAAGAAAAAAAUAAAGAAAUGACCUAAUUUUAUUAAUUGAAAAUAAAC